AUGUUAAUGAACUUCACACGCUGCGCACUCGGCCUGACCGUGGUCGUCGUGGCUGUGGCUCUGCCCACUGCAGCCUUUCCCCAGGGUACAGCGGAGCUCCUCUUCACCGGCUGGGGGUCACAGUCGGUGGCUGGUACUCUUCCCGUUCAGCUGCAGCGUGUCCAGCAGCAGCACAUCACCAGCCAGGUCUGCUCGACCCUGCUCGCCGCCUACGAGGAUGUGGAGCUGGGCGCCUGCCAUGUGUGUGGUUUUCGUCAGGCGAACAUUGGCGCCUGUCAUGGCGACUCGGGCGGACCUCUGGUCUACGAGGGAACCUUGGUGGGGAUUCUCAACUUCUUUGUGCCGUGCGCCCAAGGGGUGCCCGAUCUUUUCAUGAAUGUCAUGUACUACAGAGACUGGAUCCGGCAGACCAUGAGUGGCAAUGGAAAGUGUUCCCAGGUCCAUAAGCAGCAAAUUGGCUAA
Messenger RNA from Drosophila pseudoobscura, 462 nucleotides. RefSeq names its product chymotrypsin-2-like. Gene Ontology annotation, biological process: proteolysis. Bases 1 to 462 code for a protein of 153 amino acids. The transcript has a single exon. The record is from RefSeq and is a predicted model, not a curated record. Lineage: Eukaryota; Metazoa; Arthropoda; Insecta; Diptera; Drosophilidae. Gene Ontology annotation, molecular function: serine-type endopeptidase activity.